Cucurbita moschata (crookneck pumpkin) is the source of this 1920-nucleotide messenger RNA. RefSeq lists its product as uncharacterized. The coding region runs from base 314 to 1573 and encodes 419 amino acids. The record is from RefSeq and is a predicted model, not a curated record. The transcript has 5 exons. Lineage: Eukaryota; Viridiplantae; Streptophyta; Magnoliopsida; Cucurbitales; Cucurbitaceae.
CAGGAGGCUUCGUCAAUGAGAUAUUUCUUGUCGUUUAUCAGAUGUCCAGCCUGGUUCGGGUCCUCAGCGCCGUUGGCCCUUCGUGUCGCUGAUAUUAAAAAUCAGAAACUUCUGGACAAUCACAUAAAAUCCACUCCUCUAUCCCUUCCCCAUCUGUUAUUUUUGGAUUUUUCUUUUAGUUUUGAGUGAGACUUGAUGGAUCCCUGUUGUAAGAUUCAGCGGAUGGGUGAGUCUAUGGUGGUUUGACAAUCGCUCAAAUCGGAGAGAGAUUUGGUUUUCGGGAAUUGUUUUCUGAACUCGGUUUCUCUCGGAUAUGUCGGAGCUUUGUCUUAUGGCUUCCCAUGGAUACCCUUCGGCUCUUGUGUUACACCACCAGCAUAACACCUCCAGGGAAAUCAAGGACUGUCAGUCUUUCUUGUCAAUACGUGGAGCUAGGCCAGAAAUUGUGAUCGGGUCAGAAUUGCAAAAUAUUCAGCCUCCACAGAGCCAUGGAUCAUGGAAGUCUACUAUCGGGAUGCCAGACUCCAAUCAAUUAGUUGAGUUUGACCCAAAAGUUAGAAGUCUGAACAUGAUUGACUCACAAGAUAAUCAGGGUGGCUCUUUGAUAUUCAGUUCUAGAUUUGAGGAGGAAUUCAAAAGGUGUGAGAAAGUCUUGGAGUCCCUUGUGUCCUGUCCAAGUGAAGAGAAGAAAUAUGCAUUAAAUUUACCAGACUUAAGGGGGUUACAAGAAUUAAAGACGCAGCAUUGUCGAGGGCCCGUUGCUACUUCACUUAUCUUUCCUAGCUGCGAGUUUGAUGCACCGGAGCCAAUCAUGGACUUCGUUGGCGAAUUGAUUAGAAGCUCAAAGAUCACAAUUCAUCCCGAUGGACAAAUUCUUUUAACUGAGACUGGGACAAAGAUCAAGGAUUUACUUUCAGUUGUUGCUGAGUUUUAUUUGUCGAAGAACUCUUUAAGUUGGAGCAGGCAGUCAAUUCUUGUCCCCAAAUAUGAUAGGUUGAGCGGUGGAGUGGGAAGCCAUAUUUAUGAUUCUCCGGUGAAGCUUCAUGCAACAACCAUUGCUCCUAUGAAGAGCCCUGAUAUAAUCAAGGUCAAGCCAUCGCCAAAAAGGAGACGCAGUAAGAAAGUAGGCCAUGAGAGAGAUCUGUACAAGAAAAACUAUGUCCACGCAUGUGAGAGUCUGCUAUCCUAUGUGUUUAACAAGCAGCAGCAGGGGAGAAGGGCAAUACAGUCAUUAAAGAGUUCGGGGCGAGAGGUUCCUCAGUUUCUCACUGAGUUCUCUGUUGGUAUUGCUGGGGCUGGUCUUGUUGUCCUUUUCUCUGUCAUGUAUGAAAUUGCUUGCGGGAGUGUGCCAUUUUGUUCGUCUAAACUCUUGACCACUGGAUUUGGGCUGGGUCUGGUUUGGCUAUCUUGUGGCGUGAAUAAACUGAGGGAUACAAUAAUCUGUAUCAGCAGGAAAGCAGCCAAGGUUAGCUUGAAGGACGAUGAGAUGAUAAGGAGAGUGGAUAAGAGCCUAAAUGAUAUCUUCUUCAGAGCGGCGACUUUAAUGAUGGUAGCCAUCUUGAAAAUUGGUUAGGCUUAAGUGAUCAUCCUAGUUGGUAUUCAUCUGAGUGUAGAUAUGCGCAAGUAAAGAUCGCUUGAACUCAGAAAUGACAAUUUCGAACCGAUAUCGGCAUCGAGUUCAGUUGCUUGGGUCUGUUUGAACGCCCCUCUCGAGAGCGGAGACUCGUUCUCUUGUCGUAUCAGCUGUUCAUGCAAGGUUUUGGUUGUGGGGGGUUACACUAUCAAAUACUUGAAGCAGAUUGCAGGCGUUGUAGUUAUAUACAAUUUUGUUCUUAUAAUAAACGUAUUUCUAUGAAGUUUCUUACCUGAACUAUUUUCCUUACAUAAAUAACUAUCCUUUUAAGGGCAGCUUGGUUGGAA